Perca fluviatilis (European perch) is the source of this 2553-nucleotide messenger RNA. RefSeq names its product nephronectin-like. The coding region runs from base 142 to 1962 and encodes 606 amino acids. NCBI's taxonomy places the organism in Eukaryota, Metazoa, Chordata, Actinopteri, Perciformes, Percidae. The transcript is spliced from 11 exons. Gene Ontology annotation, molecular function: calcium ion binding. Gene Ontology annotation, cellular component: membrane. The record is from RefSeq and is a predicted model, not a curated record.
UUGAUAUUAGCUUGUUUUUAGCUUGUUUUCGGUUUUUAAGCUUGAAAUUAGCUUGUUUUUAGCUUGUUUUUUGCCCCGGGUCGGACCGGACCGUUAGUGGACUCCACUGGAUGUACUCGUGUCCCGGGUUAAAGGCGGAGAAUGCUGACCCGGGUCGGCCUGGUUCUGCUGUUCUGGUUCUGUCUGCGGUGCCGGGCUCAGCGCGAGGACUACGACAGGCGUCUGGAAACUGGAGACGUGACUCUCUCAGACCUCAGCCGGUCUGAUCCAAAGCCUCGCUGCACAAGACAAGGGAACAGGCAGGAGGUGUCCGAUGGUCUCUGUCGCUAUGGAAACAGCGUGGAGUGUUGCUGGGGCUGGAGACGGACGGAGCUGGGAAGCUGUCAACACAUCGAUGAGUGUGUGUCGGGCGGAGGUGUGUGUCCUCGCCGUAGGAAGUGUGUGAACACGUUUGGCAGCUUCCUGUGUAAAUGUCACCUCGGCUUCAAACUCACGUACAUCAACGGGCGCUACUCGUGCAUCGAUAAAGACCCUCGGCCGUUCUGCUCCCUGAACCCGUCCUCUCCAAAGUGCCGCUGUAAAGAUGGACGCUGUAAAGCUGUACUCAAAGUGACUCUGGAGCCACAGAGGCCGAGAACUAUAAGAACUACAACUCCCAACAUCAUCAUCACCACCACCUCCGCUGCUGCCGCUACUACGAAUCUUCUCACAACAACGAUAACGACAGCUCAGCCGAUCGCGACAACAGCUCUGGUUACUCCUGGGACCGCUGCAACCACGACAGCCUCUCCCGUACCGACUACAAGUAGAACUACAACUCCCACAAUACCUACGAGUACUUCGAGUACAAAACCGGCUACCACCGCUGCAAGUACGCCUGCUUCUACGCCUCUGCGUACAAUAACUGGACUGGAAACUACAAAUGAAAUGGAAACUACAAGUGGACUGGGGACUACAACUGGACUGGGAACUACAACUGGACUGGGGACUACAACUGGACUGGGGACUACAACUCCCACAAUACCUACGACUACUCCUUCAAGUACAAAACCUGCUACGACCGCUGCGAGUACGACUACUUCUACGCCUCUGCUUACUACAACUGAACUGGGAACUACAACUGGACUGGGAACUACAACUGCAUUGGGAACUACAACUCCCAUAAUACCUAUGACUACUUCUUCGAGGACAGCACCUACUGCUGCUUCUACUACUGUUACUUCUACUACUGUUUCGAGUACAACACCUGCGACUGUGAGUACUUCUACCUUGGGUACUUCAGCUUCUCCUACAGCGGAACCAACAACAACAACAAUAACAACGGUUACCGUGACGACGGCGUCCGCCCGCCCGCCAACGACGACGGUGGACAACCGGAUCGAUAAGGACGUGACGCAGAGACAGAGAGGAGACGUACACAUCCCCCGACAGCCCAGUCCCAACCAGGUGUGGGAGUUUGACAUCGAGCUGGGGAACACGGCCGAGGACGCCCGAGACGAUCCCGAGGCUGGUGUACUCCUCUGUACCUUUGACCAUGGCCUGUGUGACUGGAUGUCCGACAGAGAAGGAGAUCUUCACUGGGAAACAGCUCACAGACCCACAGGUAGGCAUUACCUUUCAGUCCCAGAGCUGAAGACGGGACAACGGAGCAUCCGCGGAGCUCGACUGGCCAUCCAAAUAGUCCCGCCCUGGAGCCACGGUGACCUGUGUUUCUCCUUCUCCCAUUGGCUGACGGGGUAUCACGUGGGCGUGCUGCAGCUGUUUGUGCGGGAAACGGGACGACACCAAAGGUACAGCUCCGCCCUCUGGAGCCGGGCUGGUGGACACGGAUGGAGACACACACAGGUUACCUUGGCAACGCACUCUCUGGACACGGUGUUGUUGAAGGCCGAGCGAAGGAAAGGCCGGCGAGGCCAGAUAGCCGUUGAUGAUGUCACACUGAGACGGGGCGCAUGUCGCUGACAGACUGAACUCAACGGUGACAGGAAAUCAUCUUCUGGGAUCUCUGUUAUCGUAAUAUUAUGAACAUCGCUGUAUUUCAUCAUGUUUCCAGAUGUUUUCCAUGUGUGUAAAUAUCUUUUCAAAGACCAGAUGAGUCCUUGGUCAGGGUACUGAAGUACUAUCCGUUUUUCGUUUCAAACCAAAAACAAAAUUAUGAGCUCCGUUUUCCCGUUUUUGUCCAUCCAAAUUAAAAAUUAACUGGAAAACUGUUUUUUUUUUUGUUGUUAUUCAUGUUUCUGUUUUAACCCAAGAGGGAGAAUACAGGGCUAAUUUUUAUAAUGUGCAAAAUCACUGAAAAUCUGAAAAAAGAUCAGAGUUGACUAAAACCAAUGCGCUCUGGACAGGAAGUAACAUUGACGUGUCAAAAUAAAAGUAUGAGAGCUAUAAUAACAUCGACCCGUUUUUUCGUUUCUGGUUUAAAACAAAAAGCGGAUUAUACUUUAGUACCCUGACCGUCCUUUUUGUCACUUAAAUCUGUUUAAGUAUGUGCAGUUUUCAUGUGAUUUUGUAUAUAUUAUAUAUAUAUUUUUCAUAAACACUGACAUGAUUAAC